This is a messenger RNA of Loa loa (African eye worm), 345 nucleotides long. RefSeq lists its product as hypothetical. The record is from RefSeq and is a predicted model, not a curated record. The transcript has 4 exons. Bases 1 to 345 code for a protein of 114 amino acids. Lineage: Eukaryota; Metazoa; Nematoda; Chromadorea; Rhabditida; Onchocercidae.
AUGGUUGUUUUUUACUCGGAAAUACUACGUCGAAACUUUGCUGAUGAAAAAGAAUACAAUUACAAAUUAAUAUAUGCUCAGAAAAGUUUUCUUCAUUUACUUACAACAAUUAACGCUUGGCGAAGAACCGAAAGGACGAGAAAGAGAAAAAUUCUCUUCUCCUUCCCAUCCUUUUCUCCCUACGAAGAAUCAGUCGAUUUACCGAAAGAAUCAAUGCUUAAUGGAGUUGACUCUCGGAUCGGUUAUACAUCAAAGGACCCAUCAGUUUGGUUACUAAAGCAGUUGUUGCUACAGCGCUUUUUUGGUCAUAUGAUUACAUUUUUGGCAGAUAAUAUCAGGAAAUGA